CUUCACGAAUUUAUACAAUUUUUUUAAGUAGAUAAUCAAUCUAUAUAGAAAUUUUGAUUAGAUUAGAUUAGGAAUAUUCAUUUUUUAUAUCUGGUCUCAUUAAAAUAAAAAUGUUUACUAGUUGAUACAUUUUGACGACACUAUUUGCACCUUCUUCUCUCGACUGUACUAAUAUUCUGUGUAUAUAUUAUUUUUCACAUUUUUGUUGUCAUCUAGUAUUUUUUAAAACUCAACUUCUCGCAAUGUCAUACUAUAAAUACCUUUUCAAGUACAUUAUUAUUGGUGAUACAGGUGUUGGGAAAAGUUGCCUCCUGUUGAGGUUUACAGACAAACGCUUUAAACCUGACCACGAUUUAACAAUUGGUGUUGAAUUCGGAACCAGAUUCAUAACUGUACAAGGAGAACAAAUUAAGUUACAAAUUUGGGACACGGCUGGUCAGGAGUCGUUUCGUUCAAUCACUAGAUCGUACUACAGAGGAGCAGCAGGAGCUUUGCUUGUAUUCGACAUUUCGAGGAGAUCGACUUUUGAACAUCUUACCAAAUGGCUUGAAGAGGUCAGAGAUCAUGGGUCUCCUACUAUGUCGAUCAUACUAAUCGGGAAUAAAACUGAUGUUGCAUCUAGGGAAGUUGAAUAUCACGAAGGCAAGCAAUUUGCUGACCAAAAUGACCUCAUUUACAUGGAGACUUCCGCUAAAGGUGAUUACAACGUGGAGGCUGCGUUUUUGACAACGGCUGAGUUAAUAUACGAAAAUGUCAAAAAUGGCUUGUUUGACAUUGAAUCAGGGGUACAAGGAGUAAAGAGAGGACCAAUGGGAGUCUCAAGUAGAAGAAAUAUAUCACUUCGUGAUGGUGGAGGUUUUCUCAACCUUUCAUGUUGUGCUCAUCGCUGAAUAUUAUCGUCAUUUUUAUUCAAAUUUACCUGAAAUAAUGCUGUUUAAUUUUUGCUAAUAUCUUUUAAAGAUUUA
Messenger RNA from Theileria parva strain Muguga, 965 nucleotides. RefSeq lists its product as uncharacterized. Gene Ontology annotation, molecular function: GTP binding; GTPase activity. The transcript has 7 exons. NCBI's taxonomy places the organism in Eukaryota, Apicomplexa, Aconoidasida, Piroplasmida, Theileriidae. The record is from RefSeq and is a predicted model, not a curated record. The coding region runs from base 243 to 890 and encodes 215 amino acids. Gene Ontology annotation, cellular component: Golgi apparatus.